UUUUUUCAGAUUCCGCAUAUAACCGAUAUAUCUGUCUUUCUCUGUCUGGCUUUACUUCACUUAGUAUGAGAAUCUCUAGGUCUAGGUCACACUCUCCUUGAAAAGAUACAGCCUAGCUUCCUUGCUGCUAGGCCAGUGGGGAUUACUCUCUACUGGUCACACAUAGCGCCACCCACCCACCCACGCAGAGCCACAGUGCACCUGGGGGAGCAGAGAGGCCAGAUGUUCCAAACUCACUUUGCAACAGGGAUAUAUCUUCAGCAAGGAGGAGCACGAGGUCCUGGAACAGCGAAGGUGAUGCUUCCGCAGGGUCGACUUGAAAGACUCAUAUUGCCUGAGGAAGAAGCCCUGAAGAGGAGGAAGAGGAAAGAAAGAGAGUCUGGAAUGGCUCUUUCUCAGACACAGUUGACAUUCAAGGAUGUGGCCAUAGAAUUCUCUCAGGAGGAGUGGGAAUGCCUGGACCCUGCUCAGAGGGCCUUGUACAGGGACGUGAUGUUGGAGACCUACGGGAACCUGCUCUCCCUGGAUACCUCUCUUAAAUGUGUGAUCGAGGAAUCCGCACCAAAAGAGAACAGUCAUACAGGGGAAGUGUUGCAAACAGUGUUGUUGGAAAGACAUGAAAGCUGUGAGACUGAGGACUAUGGCUAUAGGGAAAUCCAGAAAAAUGAGCGUGACUUUGAGUACCAGUGGAGAAGUGACAAAAGAAAUUACAGAGGAGUGCCUGUCACCCAUAAAAAAAAUCUCACUGGUAGAAGAGAUCAACAUGGUAGAAGAGAUGAAGGAGACAAGCCUAUUGAAAACAGGCUCGGACUAAGCUUUCAGUCACAUCUGGCCGAACUGCAGAUGUUUCCAACUGAAGGGCCAUUGUAUGAGUAUCAUCAAGUUGAGAAGUCUAACAGCAGUGGUUCCUCAUUGUCAGUACUUCAGAGAAUUCUUCCGAGUGUCCAAACCAGCAUUUUUAAUGAAUAUGGGAAUGAUUUCUGGCAUUCUUCAUUACUCACAGAAGACCAGAAAGCAUACAUUAGGGAAAAACCUUACAAAUGUGAUGAAUAUGACAAAGCAGUUAAUCAUGGCUCACAACUCACUAACCAUCAGGUAAUCCACACAGGUGUGAAACCUUACAAAUGUAAUGUAUGUGGCAAAGCCUUUAAUCAGAGCUCACAUCUCACUAGACAUCAAAGAAUCCACACAAGAGGGAAACAUCACAAGUGUGAGGAAUGUGGUAAGGGCUUCAGUUACAGUUCACACCUUCUGCGUCAUCGCAGAAUUCAUACCGGAGAGAAACCCUACCAGUGUAGCGAGUGUGACAAAGCCUUUAGUGUGUAUUCAAGUCUUAUUUAUCAUCAGGUCGUCCAUACUAGAGAGAAACCGUACAAAUGUAAUGAGUGUGGCAAAGUCUUUAGUCAGAGUUCAAGCCUUACUAAUCAUCGCAGGAUUCACACUGGAGAGAAACCUUACAAAUGUAAUAAAUGUGGCAAAGCCUUUAAUCAGAGCUCCCACCUCACUCGACAUCAGGUCAUGCACACUGGAGAGAAACCCUACAAAUGCAGUGAGUGUGGGAAGGUCUUCACUCAGAACUCAAGCCUCGUAAGUCAUCGGAGAAUUCAUACUGGGGAGAAGCCGUACAAAUGCAACGAGUGCGGCAAAGCAUUUGGUGUGUAUUCAAGUCUUACUUAUCAUCAGGUCACCCAUACUAGAGAGAAACCUUACAAGUGUAAUGAGUGUGGCAAGGUCUUCAGUCAGAGUUCAAGCCUUCCUAGUCAUCGCCGGAUUCAUACCGGAGAGAAACCUUACAAAUGUAAUCAGUGUGGCAAAUCCUUUAUUCAUUGCUCAAACUUCAACAGACACAAGAAAAUCCACACUGGAGAGAAACCUUACCAAUGCAGUGAGUGUGGCAAGGUCUUCACUCAAAACUCAAGCCUCAUAAGUCAUCGGAGAAUUCAUGCUAGAGAGUAACCUGACCGAUGUAACGAGUGUGGCAAAAUAACACAAGUUCAAGCAUGGAUUGACACCAGAGAGUCCACACUAAAGAGAAGUUACAUCAGUGUAACAUAUAGGACAGAGGACUUGUACAGACUUCGCAACUCACUAGACAUCAGAUAUACAUCUUUGAUGAAGCGCAAGAAUGUAAUGUGUGUAUAAAGGCUCUUAUCUGUAGAUCAAAACUACAGAACAUUGCAAGAUUCCUACUGGAGAGCAGCUUUACAAAUGUAAUGAAUGUGGGAAGGCUUUUUAUUAAACAUUCAUGGCUUUGAUGUCAUGAGAGGAUUUAUACCUGAGAGAAACCAGGGAAAUUUUUUUUUUUUU
Messenger RNA from Delphinapterus leucas (beluga whale), 2307 nucleotides. NCBI's taxonomy places the organism in Eukaryota, Metazoa, Chordata, Mammalia, Artiodactyla, Monodontidae. The record is from RefSeq and is a predicted model, not a curated record.